Messenger RNA from Thermothielavioides terrestris NRRL 8126, 1852 nucleotides. RefSeq lists its product as uncharacterized. Gene Ontology annotation, molecular function: DNA binding. Lineage: Eukaryota; Fungi; Ascomycota; Sordariomycetes; Sordariales; Chaetomiaceae. The transcript has 3 exons. Gene Ontology annotation, cellular component: RNA polymerase I complex. The record is from RefSeq and is a predicted model, not a curated record. Gene Ontology annotation, biological process: nucleolar large rRNA transcription by RNA polymerase I; transcription elongation by RNA polymerase I; RNA polymerase I preinitiation complex assembly. Bases 253 to 1572 code for a protein of 439 amino acids.
CUCGUGCGUGGGGGAAUUCUACCUUUUGCGGAUGUGGGAAGCUGUGGGCAUGUCAAAUGAUGAAAUUGGUGGGGCACAACACCGCCAAGGCGGUGAAGAACGUGCCUGAACUUAGCGUCGAUUCCAUCCAUCUGUUAAGCGGCAGAAAAAAAAGUCACCCAGGCCACCCACUUUCCAGAGUCGAUUUGACGGGCAGGGGAAGAGCGAAACCCUCCGGCCUCGCCUUCAAGAAUGGAUCGAUCAGCUCGCACGAUGCCUGACUCUGCACUUAAGAAGCGGAGGAGACCGGAGGAUGAGACGCCCCAGUCAAAGAAGAAGGUGGAUUUUCAACAGCAACCAUCCAUCGCAUCUUCCUUCUCUGUCACGAAGCUUCGGAAGCCGCAGGUUUCGCCUCCUGUUGUAGCCCUUACACCUGGAAUUUCCCUGCCCGAUUCAUUCCCGUUCGACGUCUAUGAAAAGGAUGAGCAGCCGACUGCCAAGCGACGAAAGAGCGGCGGCCUGCCCACACCGUCCGAGAUGGCGCUGCACUCCGCCUCGCACAGGACAAUAGACUACACGGCCCGGGAAGAGCGCUGGAAGAGCGUGGAUACGUUGCUGAACCAUUUCCUGGCCAUCAUUGACCCGCAGUCUGGGGAAGUCGAGGUCAUCCAGGCCAAGAAGAUGGUGGUUCGGGGGACGGUGCGGUCGAAACAAGCGCCGGCUGAAGCGAUGGAAGUUGGCGCUGGCAAACCCACGCAUUCAGAAAUGAAGAUGGAGCUGGGUGAGGCGUUCGGUACCAAGAAGGCGAAGAAAGCCCUCCAGGCCGUCGCAGAAAAUGCCAUGCUGGCCGCCAAGUCUCGCGGCAAGCUGGGCGAAGACGACCGCGCCCUGGUGGACACCAUCGAAGAUGCCAGCCACCACAUGGCGACGCGCGAGGAGCUGCAGGCUGCUCUCGACUCGGCUCGGCCGGUCCCGCGGGGUAAUUUCGACGCCAAGGAGAUCCAGGAUGUCUAUGUCCCGGCGCAGAUCAUCGGCGCGGAAGUCCUCAAUGCGAUACCGGUCAUGGAUUGGCAAGAAAAAGUUCAGAAGCACGAAGACGUGCUGGUGCCUUCUCGUUUUGUCGCAAACCGCAUCGUACGUGUGGCUGGCAGCGAGGAUGUGCAGAGAUUGAAGCUCCUGCGGUACCUGCUCUGGGUUCUCAUCUUCUGGAGCACAACGAGGCAAGGCAGAGAACGCGGCACCAGGAGCAUAUCCAGGAGGGAGAAGCUGCGGGAGGACUUGGCGCCCGCGCCGGAGGUGGUGAUUGAGAACAUCCGCCGCAAGUUCUCGGACAGUGGCGUGAUGCGCAAGACGCACGUCGACUUGCUCAUGACGCAUUGCUGCGUCUUUGCCAGCAUCAUCGAUAAUUUCGACGUCAACACGUAUGAUUUGAGGGAGGAUCUCAAGCUCGAGCAGAAACAGCUCAACCAGUACUUCAUGGAGAUUGGGGCCCGGACCAGGCAAUCCAAGGCCGGCGACAAGGUCAACCACUUCGCCAAGCUCGCUCUGCCGCUGCAGUUUCCCAAGAUGAGGCAGGCGAUCAGGCGGAGAUGAGCAGCGAGAAAAUGACGGAAACUGGGAAAUAUAGUCCAUGUUGUGAUGGCGGUUUUACAUCUACCGGUGUGGCUACUUGCUCUGUAUUGUGCAUCCUCGCUCCAUAUGGUGUGUGUGUCGGUGGUUACACAGGAACUGGCCACAAGAACGGGCAAUGUGGAUCCCGACCGCGGACACCGCCCCGAUGGAUCUUAGACAUAUCCACUAGACCACUGGUCUCAAAACAAUGCCGAGCCAACAAUAAAAUAACUAAGCUGUAACCUCGGGCAUGUCCAUCACG